CGUACCUCAGCUGUGUAUGGUGCGGGUGGCGGUGGCGGCAGCGCAGCGUGUGCGAGUCCAGCGAUCUUGAUGGUGAGUCGAUUGAGGUGCUCCAGGCCCAUGUCGUUGGCAGGCCGGUUUUUGUUCUUCCGCCGGCCGACCUCGCUUGCCAAUGUCGAGAACGUCUGCAGCGCUGUCUGAGAGACGCAAAUUAAGGCAACAGAUCAGAGAGGAUGUGGCGUCAUGGUGCAUGGCGUCACACACGUACCUUCCUGCACGCAUCUGAUUUGCCGAGGUUGGACGAGAGAAACUCAUCCACCUGCAGCUCGACCAGCCGGCUGACCGACACCACCUGGGACAGAUCCCUGACGCAUCCACAUCACACAUAACACACCAUUACACGCGUGGGGGCGUGCCCUUCUCAGCCUUGUCUCACUUACCUGAAGACCUCCAGUGCCGCCCUUAGCAGUGCCUCGCCGCCCUCUUGCCCCAGUGAGGUCAGGUACCCCCCGAUGGUGUUGAAUAUGUCGUUGCAUGCCUGCUGCAGUCCGCUGACGAUCUCCAGCCGCCGCCGCUGGGGCAGACCACGGGUCCGUGGUCGACUCAUCACUGCACUCCUGAGCCAACUCGCGAAUCACACCCAUCACGAUACUCGCGUGGGCGGCACUCGUGCGACCUGCACACAGGCAGACAAAGAUGAAGACAGACAGACAGAAAGACAGACAGACGGGCAGGUUGUUUGUUUGUCUGUUUGUCGUGCUGACCGGCAUUGAGGAGGCUCGGCAUCAGGUCCUGCCAGCACUGGGGCCACUCCCGCCGCGCCACCUCGGCGAAGGCCACUGCACACUUUUGCCGCACAAUGGGCGAUCGAAGACGGUCGGCCGGCAGCUGAGUGAGGUAGGAAAGCAGCACCGCCUUGACCGAUGCCCUCUGCUCCGGCGUCCACCUCUGCCACUGCCUACUGAUGGCCUCGCGGAAAAGCGUGUGGCCGAAGAACUGCACCCGCUCGAGCAGGGCGGCAUCGAGCUGGCUGCCGUCGUGUGUGACGAGUCUGUGGGCGAUCUCACAGGCGCUAGGGUGGUCAUAGAGUGAGGUGCAGUGCUGCUCGGCAACGACGCGGUCAGCAUGCGAGACGUUGGGCUGGCCGGAGACCCUCAACGCUUCGAUAACCGACCGCACGCUGGCAUCCAUGGCCGCUGGAUCUCCAGAUCAGAGCAGUAAAGGAUGAGAGCGCCGUAGAGCCGUCCGUCGAGGCAGAUCACGCCUUCAGCUCAUGCAUGUAAGUCUGCAGAUGGUCGCCAUGACUCCAAACCCUUAAGGCCACACCAAC
Molecule: messenger RNA, 1309 nt
Organism: Vitrella brassicaformis
Lineage: Eukaryota; Vitrellaceae
Source: the annotation of a GenBank genome assembly